UCUCGCAAAACCCUAACUUUCCCUUGCUCACUCGUUGGUGGCGCCAGAUCUCUCUACAUCGUCGGUUGAGGUGCGUACAAACUGGAAACGAGAUUUAUAAAAUCGCUGAGCUCGAUUUUGCUCCAUUUGAUCCUUGUGACUGCCCUUGUACUCUUGUAUAGAGAUUCUGUGAUUUUCAUUUAUGCAAUGUUCUCUUCAUUGGCUCUGUUUGAUUUCCGUUCUCGGCAGACUCUGAAUUCUUUUUAGCUAGGUUCGUUGGGUCUCCGAUGUUGGAAAUGAUGAGCACCCAUUAAUGUUUGUAUAGUUAAAGGUCGGGGUUGUCUUGUUCCUUAUACGAAUAGCUGUUUCUAUGACUGAAUCAAAGCCAGAUCGAUAGAUUAUUCUCUAACCUUACUACCAAUUUCGAAUCCUCAAUCGCUCAAUUAUCAAAAAUAGUUCACCUUUCUAUGUGUUUAUUGUUUCGAUAUGGUAGAUGAGAGUAGUGGGCGAGUGUUAAUUUCCAAUUGUUUUUGGUUUCUAUAUUCUACCAUCUGUGUUGUUGCUGUGCGAAUUUGGGUCUAAGCCUUCUGGAUAGUAUUUAACACUUAGCUUUUGAUAUUUCUCUGCCAGCUCCAAUGGUGAGAGUUAGUGUUUUGAACGAUGCUCUCAAGAGCAUGUACAAUGCAGAGAAGCGUGGAAAGCGCCAGGUCAUGAUCCGACCAUCCUCAAAAGUGAUCAUAAAGUUUCUUAUUGUCAUGCAAAAGCAUGGAUACAUUGGUGAAUUUGAAUAUGUUGAUGAUCACAGGGCUGGUAAAAUUGUUGUUGAGUUGAAUGGGAGGCUAAACAAGUGUGGUGUCAUCAGUCCUAGAUUUGACGUCGGUGUCAAGGAGAUUGAAGGUUGGACUGCUAGGUUGCUUCCGUCUAGACAGUUUGGAUUCAUUGUGCUGACAACUUCUGCUGGAAUUAUGGACCACGAGGAGGCAAGGCGGAAGAAUGUUGGCGGCAAAGUGCUUGGUUUCUUUUACUAGGCUUAUUGCGGCUUCAACGUUUUUUUUGGGUGCUCGAUGAGGAGUUUGUUUCUGGUUAUGGAGUUUUGGUCCAUGUGAUUUACUAUAGGAUACCUAAUUUUGUUGUCUGGUUUAGGCUUUUCUCAACUUGGUUGUAGUUGAAUCAUCGACCUGGACAAGUGGAAAAGAUUGAAGCACAAUGAACUUGUCUGCCGUCGCAUUUAUUUGAAUGUUAAUGCUUUCUUACUAGCUGAGCUUUGUUUAUGCUAGAUAUAGCCCAUUUUGAGGAGUGAUGGAUCCAUUUAGUGUUAUAUUUGCUUGAUUAAAUUGUGUUUAUGAAC
Linum trigynum is the source of this 1327-nucleotide messenger RNA. NCBI's taxonomy places the organism in Eukaryota, Viridiplantae, Streptophyta, Magnoliopsida, Malpighiales, Linaceae. The record is from the annotation of a GenBank genome assembly.